This is a messenger RNA of Symbiodinium necroappetens, 1932 nucleotides long. The record is from the annotation of a GenBank genome assembly. NCBI's taxonomy places the organism in Eukaryota, Dinophyceae, Suessiales, Symbiodiniaceae.
AUGGCAGCUGCAAUCCUUUCCGACGGCUCCCGAUCCGAGUUUUCUUUCCAUGCACGGCCAUUCCCUAUGUGGACCGUCAGUGUCUCGGAGGUGCUGCGCAUGCGAUCUCCGAUCCAGCCGCAUGAAAAGCUCCUGAGAUCGGGACAGCUGGUGUUGCACGAGCCAGAGUUUUAUACAAUUUUUGUUUCACACCAGUGGUUGGGAAGGCACCAUCCGGACCCAGACGGAAAACAACUCCAAGUGCUCCAGGAGGCGUUGGGCGGCUGCAUCUCUGGAAGGCUGCUGAAGGAAUCAGACUCGGUUGCAAGAUGGUAUGUUGGGAACAACCCCACAUCAAGCAAGGAGCGUCGAGCAAUGCGUGAUGGUUACAUUUGGCUGGAUUGGUUCUGCAUUCCACAGAGCCCAUCCCAAGAGGCAAAGCAGUCAUUCGCCAUACAGUCUAUUGCAUCCUACGUGGGGGAUUGCAGUUUGUUCAUGGCCUUGGUUCCAGGCCUUCGACAUGAAUCUGGCAACGUCUGUGAUUACGAGUCGUGGCUGCGGCGAGGCUGGUGCUUAGCAGAGCUUUGGUGUACCCAACUAUCCAACAGACGAAGCUUGCCCAUGAUUGUCGUACGUGGUCCUGACGCUGCCGAAUUCGUCCUGGCUCUAAAUUGGGUCUACACCCUACCACACGAAGGAGACUUUACCAUAGAAGCGGAUCGAAGUCGCAUCAGGGACGUGCUGACGUCAUCGGUGGAAUCCCGGAUUGCAUUCCUGGAAGCAAAUGAGACAGAGCUUGGCCUUUGCAGGUAUUUGAAAGGCAGGCUUCACGACUGGAAUCCUGGACAUUCCCACACGCCGAGAUCCGAAGAGGACUUUUUGUCUUACUUCGGAUUCCCGAGCUUGGCAAAGGGCUUGAAAGUCAGACAGAUCGGGGCUUUGGCUUGCGCCGUUCUCUCGGACGACAUUCCCAUGAUCCGGAGGCUUGUCCAAGCUAGGGCUUCCGUGGGAUCACGUUGUAAACCAGCACUCGUGAAUGUAGAUGUGCUGACUUGGACGCCCUUGCACCUAGCCGUGCAACGGGGCUCGCGUGCACUCCCAGUCAUGGCAGAGCUCCUGCGAUUGAGGGCAGAUCCUAACUCGACCGAUACCAUUGGCCUGCCAUUGCUGGGCAAUAGUCGAGAUGCUGCCACAGUUGAGUUUUUGGUUCAGCACCAUGCCGAUGUGAACUUUCAAAGUGGAUUGACCAAGGUGUCCCCACUGGGUCUGAGUGCAGCCAGGGUGUCACCAGCCUCAGUUAUCAGCAAGUUUUUGGAGCUGCGCGCUGAUAUCAACGGCAGCGAAGCCCGCGGGGGUCUUGGACAUUCCGUUCUUGUGAACUUAAUCUGGAGUACAUCGAAUCUUCAAAAAGAGGGCGUGGAACUGGCUGCACUGCUUGUCAGCGCAAGAGCAGAUGUUAAUGCAUCGGGUCGUCCAACGGGUCUUUUCCGUUGCCUCGAACUGGGCUAUCGGGCAGCAGUCUGCUUGGGCUGCAGAGAUUCAUAUGCUGCCUUUCACGCAAACAGCAGUUCAGGCCCACUUGGCUACGCGGCUUUCACUGGGCAAGUGCCGAUGGUCUCCUUCUUGCUUGCUUCAAGGGCAGAUCCUGACCUUCCCAAUUCGCGCGGCCUGACUCCAAGGCAGCUCGCAGAUGCCAGGACCCAACACCUGUUCUCAGCGUGCGAUUGUCACCCGACGGAUGAGCGUCUCACAGAGGAGUGCCCUCCCGAGAGGCUGACAGAUUCCAACCGGCAACCCCUGUUUUGCGAAGACCCGCUCAGUUCCCAUGAGUGGGAUCCGCCAACGGAGUGCAUGCAGAAGCCGUUGCGGAGCAGUCCAGAUGAGGCAAGAUCUGGGCCAGCACGUCGUUUUGUUUCUCGGUGCUCUGAGGGCUUUGUGGCGGUGAGGCUCUGA